This is a messenger RNA of Lytechinus pictus (painted urchin), 1839 nucleotides long. Its product is annotated as 3-oxoacyl-[acyl-carrier-protein] reductase FabG-like. The transcript is spliced from 9 exons. Bases 93 to 863 code for a protein of 256 amino acids. Lineage: Eukaryota; Metazoa; Echinodermata; Echinoidea; Temnopleuroida; Toxopneustidae. The record is from RefSeq and is a predicted model, not a curated record.
UAAAUUGGAUACUAAAUGAGUGGUUGGCUAUCGAUCAUUCCAAUACUCACUCUCUUCUGUGGAAUGUGGUGGACUUAUUCGGAAGGAUAAUAAUGAAUGUGAACUUGCAAGGGAAAACCGCAGUCGUUGUGGGCGUAGAGGGCGGCCUAGGUAAAGCGGUGGCCGUUCACUUUGCUUCACAUGGAUGCUCAGUGGCUGUUCUUGGGAAGAACCAGGAAAAGUUUGAUGAAAUUACCCGGGAAUGUAUCAGACAUGGACUGGAUUCGAAACAGGUCUUGGCAGUCGAGUGUAAUCUACAAGUAGACUCCGAUGUUGAGAAUGCACUUUCUCAGGUUUCGGACAAAUUGGGACCACUGCACAUACUGGUGAACUGUGCAGUUGAAAUAUCUUAUGGACGAUUAUCUGAGUUGGCGCCCUCCGCGGUCAUUGAUGCGAUGCAAGUCAAUACCAUGACCACUGCCAUGGCAACGAAAGCAGCAGUAUCAUACUUGGAGAAAACGGAGGGAGUGGUCAUCAAUAUUUCAUGCAGUUGUGCACAUCGCAUGUCACCGAGUCUAAUAGCCUUUGGUAUGGCCGUGUCUUCUAUUAACUACUUCACACAGUCAACAGCUCUAGAACUUGCUCCGAAGGGAGUACGUGUCAAUGCUGUAAGUCCGUCAUUUAAUGUUUUUGAGAGUCUUUUGGAGCCUCCGCCAAAUGAGAUAUACGAGGAACCGCGGCAGGCACCACUCAAUCACCCUCCCCCUACUAUUGAUGACGUGCUGAAAACCAUCAGCUUUCUCGUAUCUGACGAGAGUCGAUUCAUAACAGGCGAGAUUAUCUGUGUGGAUAAUGGUCUUCAUACCGCCAAGUUGCCGAUCUAGAGAUGAAUUAAAAUUCAGAUAUCAAGCUAAAUUAUAUUAUGAAGCAUUAACACCAUCAACAAAAUAUGUUAAAAUGAUAUAGGCACGGUAGCACAAGUUCCAUGUUUUGUUGGAUCAUUGCAGAAACAAAUUAAAUAGCAUUUCCAUGUUUAAUAAUUUGGAAAGUUGUCAAUCAGAUAAGGAGAAGAAAUGAAUACAAACUGAUUUUUAAUUGUUUUUUUUUGUCAUGAAUAUUGGUCAGGUUCCAUGAAAUAUGCUCCGAUGGAAAAUCUGCACAGAAAGCCAAACAUAAAAUCUAACAUCCAAAAUCAAAUAAACCAUAAUCCUUAUCUUUACAUUAUUCUGAACCAAAAAAAAAACUGUAUUACAAUCCUAUCAAACUCUAACCCUGUGCCUUCUGAGAUAUAAAGACUGGAGCAAACGUUCCAGGAGCAAAUAUCGUAUCACCAUUUGACAUGGCAACAGUCCAUAUAAAUAUAAUCAUAUUAUUGUACGACUGGACUUAAACCAGAGUUAACUUAUGACAAGACCUACCGAUGUGUAGUACAACAAAAUGAAAUAUAAAAGGAAAAUAUCGUUGAAUUUCUAUUGUGGAAACCGCCUCUGUAAAUUAUUGAUGGAUAGAGAAUUUUGAAAUAACUUGAAUAAAGCUAUUGAAAUUUGCCAGUUGGGGCACAACAUCAUCUUAAAAUAUUUCAUUGCAUUAUUUCAUAGAUCAAAAGUUUAUAAAUAUAUUCUUCCUUCAUUUGCACAUACAAAUAUUGCACUCAGACAGAAGAGAUCAUUACCAUAUGCACUUUGAAGAAUAUAAGAUAUUAAACUAGUUUUCAAGAUACGUCAACUAUAAAUUUCUGUAACUUGCAAAUAAUAUAUUUCAGAUCAGAAUUCGGGAAGAGAAUAUUCUCAAGAACAUGAUGAAUCACUAUAUUUAGUUACAUUUUAUGUUAAAUUUCAGAAUAAAAUCACAUAAAUAAUA